CUGAGAUCACGCCACUGCAUUCCAGCCAGGACAACAGAGUGAGACUCCAUCUCGGGGGGGAAAAAAAGUUGUUAUAGAUCCCCACACUAAGGACUAAGAAAUUCUAUUAUAAUCCUGCAUUUCUUUGGGGGCAUUAGCUUGUAACCCUAAACAAAUUAUUCAGGCCUUCUAAAAAUACCUUCUCACAUUUGAAAAAUGGGGACAACAAUAUUUGCCCUGCCUAUCUCAUAAGCAUGUUGUGAGGAUAAAAUGAGACAGUGACUAUGAAAAUACUUGGAAAAUUCUUUAUCAUGAUACAAAUAUAAAGUGUUAUUUAACAUUCAUGGACUUACGCAUUUGUAGCUGUCUGACAUGGUAUAUUUUGUGUUAGCUAAGAUACACCAUUUAGUUUAUCUACUGUGUUAGAUGCUCUUCUGUGCAUGGGAAAUACAGCUUUUCUCGAGAAACUUGAUUUACUAGCAAAACAAAGAGCCAAGAUAAUUAGAGCUGGGUGGUGUGUGUCAUUCUAGUCCUCUGAUUUGUUGCUAGUCUCAGCAGGUAAGGGAGGUAUAGAGAUGACUUGAGAUGUUAUAGAAACUAUAGCCAUUGGUGGAGUAACAGACCUGAUUGUAUAGCAACAAGUGAUCUAUGUUAUUAUAAAUGUCAUUCCAUCUUUAUUCUGCUGAGGCACUCACAACUAAAUUUAAAGUGUACCGUUUUCCUAGCAAUUUCUCUUUGAAAAUGGAGGGUGAAAAACACAAGUAUAAUAUUAAGCAGAAACAACUUUAGUCAUCUGGAAAACGUUUGCAAUAUAAGUGAUAUUUGCUUUCAAGAAAGAGUAGGCUUAUAUCAUUGUUUUCCAGCCAAUUUUAAGACUUAGAGUUUUAAAAUAUAGUCGUUUCAUUAUGGUGAUGGUAGUGGUGGUGGUGGCAAUAAUGACAGAACAUUUCAGAAUGAUGUGCCUUAAAAAAAUUCUACCCACCAAUGCAAAAGUUAGCACUAUGUCACCAGUCUAAGACAUACACCUGUACAUAUUCAGCCACCGGUUUUAGGAGCUGCCUAUAUUCUGGGUGGAGACCUUGUGCUUCUCACAUUUAGCAGUUGUAUUAAUGAAGGUUCUCCAGAGAAACAGAAACAAUAGAUUGUGUUUAUAUUUUACGUAUUAUUUAUUUUUCAUACAUUUUAUAUAUGAAAUUAUGUGUAAUAUAUGAAUACAUAUAUUUCCACACUAUGUAUGUAUAUAGUGAAGACUGCAAUCUGAAAUCUGCGGGGCAGGCCAGGAAGCUGAGAACUUAGGCAGGGAUUCUACAUUGUAGUCUUGAGGCAGAAUUGCUUCUUCUUACAAAACCUGUGUUUGCUCUCAAAGCCCUUGACUGAUUGGGUAAGACCCCCACACAUUGUGGAGGGUAAUGUGCGGUACUCAGAGUCUACUGAUGUAAAUGCUAAUCAUGUCUAAAUGUCUUCAUAGCAAUGUCUAUACUGGUGUUUGACCAAACUACUGGGUACCAUAACCUAUCGAAGUUGAUACAUACAAUUAACCGCCGCAGCUGACUUUGGCCUUCAAAGUUCAGUCAAUGAUUAAGAUUACCCAGAGCCUAUCCACACCAUGUAGAUAAUUACAUUAUUUUCCGUGUAGAUGAUCAGUAACCAACAGCUCAGAAUGUGGGGUUCUUAGCUUCAAUCUGUUUCACUCCAGAAUAUGCAAUUCUAUGUAGGACGUGCAUGGAUUCUUUCCAGAUGAGGGCUGCCGUGUCCCUCCGGUUCUUCUACUCUUAAGGUUAGGGUUAACACUCCUGUUUGGUAUUUGCUGGACUGAGGAAUUACGUUUUAUAGCAAGUUGCCCGAUUUCCCAUGCAACUGCUGUAAUAGCAGUAUAGAUCCUAUGUUCAGACCUCAGCCAGCAGUGCAAACUGUUCAGCCUCCCUAGAAUUUAAACUCAGACUAGAGUGCUAGGAAGUGCAUGUGAUUCUCUUACCUUACUUUUCCUUGGCUGAGACCCUCUCUGUAAAUUUUUCAAACGUCAUUCCUUCUUGUCCACCUGCAGUGCUUUUUGAUAUUUCUUUAUAAGUGGCAGCUGGAUCAACUUCAACAACAACAAUAACAAAAAUCCUGAAAGAAAGUGUCAGGCAUUCAGAGUGCCUGUGGUGACACCAUCCAUCUAUCCAUCCUGGCUUCUCUCUGGUGUCUCUUGGUACUUACUUUGUGCCCAGGACAAGCUCAGGAGCCCCAGAAGAACUGUGUAGUUAUGGUCCAUGCCCUCUGGAAAGUUAAAAUCUAGUUAGGGGACAUGGAACUAAUGCUUAUAGUGAAGCUUAUCAAAGAGAAGACAUUUAUCUGGCCAAAUACUUGGAGCUCAUUAUUUUAUAUGUUAAUAAUCAGAGGAGCUUUUCUUAUUUCCAGGAAGUUGUAGGCCACAGGCAUGAACAAUUAGAUCUCAUUGAUUAGCCUAUUAGAAGGGAUUCAUUCUUUGAGUUAUUAGACCCCACACUUAAUCCCAGAAAGAAAGCUGAAGUCAUUUGAAGGCAGAGUAAAACAGGACUCCUCCUUAUUUAAAAGAAAAAGAUGUUAAGGGAAUAUUGACUGAAGUCUGUAAAAUCUUAAAGGAGAUAGGUUAUACAAAACCAAAAUAACAUCAUAAUUGUAUUACUAAAUUUCCAAUUAUUGUACACAUUUGAAAACACAAUGCUGUUUCAUUCUAGUCAAAUAUAAUUCAAUAAAUUCCCAUAAUUCUAUUUUGUUGUGUUUUAAUUGAUUAAAUAUGUUUAGAAAAUUCUAAUCGAAAACAGAUGUAUCUUAAGCAGUUUUUUUAAAACAAAGUAUAUGUUUUACAUAUUUGCUUUUACUUAGGAAAAAAAAACUUACUUAGAAAAAUACAACUUGGGUGUAGUAGCAUGUGGUAUAAACAACAGAACUAUUUUACCUUUUACUUUCCUAUGAAUGAGCCAGUAUAUAUUUAUUACUGGAGUUCCAGCUAUAAAAUUUAGGUAAGGGGUUUUAAUAUACCCUAGAGUAUUAUUUUAAAAUAUAUUUGUUUCUUUCAAAUAGAAUACCAACCUUGGUCUAUGGCAUUUGGGAGAGAAAUUAAAAUAUUAAAUUUUUAUUACCCAGUAAACUGAAAAUAAAGGUUAAAUAAAUACAAAGCAGAAAAAAUAUAUACAAAAUCACAACCUCUAAAAGGACAAACAGUCCACUGUUCUCUACUGUGGAAGCUUUAUCAGCACUGCUGAGUAAUUCCACCUCUAGGGCAGGGCUAGCUCUCAAAAAUGUAAACAAGUAUGUACUUUGUUUAUAUAAAGAAAUGUACAGCUUGGUUUGUAUUUCUUUAUAGAUAUCAAACAGCUAAAUGGAUUGUUUCAAAGCACCAGCAGGGGCCAGCAAAGAGCUCUUAGAGUUUUUCAGAACAGAAUUGGCAUUGAGAUAUGUUUAUUUGAUGUGUUAAAUCCUUUUUAGACUUCUUUACUUACCACAACACUCUCUUAAGUGAAUGAAUUGCAGAGACAGUGGAAUAAAAUAUGCUAUGUGUUCAAACUAUCUUGGGGUAUAGUUUUUUUUUUUUCUAAUCUGCAUAUAUUUUUAUUGGAAUGUUUGCUUAGGCUAUUUCUUGGCAGAGUUUUAAUAGUCAAAAUAUAAAUGGCAUCAUUUAAAGACUGUUCUACUUGGCUGGAAAAGGCCUUAAAAUUACAGGAGAAAAUGCUUAGUGACAGCUUCUCUUAUUUUUUUCUCGAACCUAUGCUUCAGUUUUGCAAUGGUAUUACUAGGUUAAUUUUGUAGUUCUGUCCUUAAGCUUUCACUUUUUAUGUAAUCAGCACUUUAGAAGCUAAAAUAUGUAUCUGUUUGAUGUAGUGCUAAAGUUUUAAUUCAUCCUAAAAUUUUGGUAUUUCCAAAUUUACGGAACUGUUUGAAUUCACAAAUUAAAAAAAAAAAAGAACAGUCCCUCUAUUAACUAACUUGACUAGAUUCCUAGUAUGACUACUAUUUGGAAAUUCAAUCUUUGAUUUGAUACUUAAUUACAUGGGGUUUCGUUCCUACCAACUUCCUGUAAUUCUAUACCUAUGGGUAAAAAUAUUAGUGGUCAAAGUUGGCUGGAGAAAGUAUAGGCACUGCGAUUCACAUAGUUAAAUGUUCAUUUAGUAGAGCUGGGGUGAAAAAAUACUGUUUCAACAUGAAAUGUUAGAAGAUUGUUGUUCUUGUGUUACUCAUUCAUGCAAAUUGGAGAAGGUAUAAUUGAAACAAGGUUGGCUGUGUUUGAGUCAGUGUGCUGCAGCUGAGCUCAGCUUAAAGGUCGCUGGAAAUCAAGUGCUUUGUAAGUGAAGGCAUUUUGACUACAAGCGAUUCAAGACAUUUUGGAAACGUCAGUCUCUGGAAUGGGUCGUCUUUUUCUUUCUGUGAUAUCUGGUAUCUAAUGUUUUACUUAGGAUAAAGACUACUACUUAAUAGCUCUUUUAGGCACCGCAAAUGAUUUUUUCUUUUGAUGCAGUGCAGCUGCUUCUAGCCUGUCUACGGACAGAGAUCUUUGUUAUGACUUUCAGCCCUUAACAUGUUUGGAAAUGAGAACAAAUGGCACAAAGCUUACGAUUGCACUUUGCAGCCAGAAGAAGCAAUACUUACCCUUUGUCAGAAACCUCCGGAGAUGACUUGGAUAGCCAUGUUCACAUGUGCUUCAAGAGACCAACACGGAUUUCAGCGUCUAACGUUGUUCAAAUGAAGCUGACUCCCAGACAGACUGCACUAGCUCCGUUAAUAAAGGAAAACGUUCAGUCUCAAGAAAGAUCGUCUGUUCCCUCAUCUGAAAAUGUUAAUAAAAAGAGCAGCUGUCUACAGAUUUCACUACAGCCAACAAGGUACAGUGGAUAUCUUCAGUCUAGCAAUGUCUUAGCUGAUAGUGAUGAUGCUUCAUUUACUGGUAUCUUGAAGAAUGGUAUUUACAGCAGUGCUGUGGUCGAUAGUGAAUUGAAUGCAGUGAAUGAUGGUAACCUUGUAAGCAGUCCAGCCAUUUGUAGUGGUAGCCUUAGUAACUUUUCAACCAGUGAUAAUGGAUCUUACAGCAGCAACGGUAGUGAUUUCGGGUCAUGUGCAAGUAUCACAAGUGGAGGUUCAUACACUAACAGUGUCAUCAGUGACAGUAGUAGUUAUACGUUGCCACCAAGUGAUGAUACUUUUUUGGGUGGAAACUUACCUUCUGACAGCACCUCCAGUGGAAUUGUGCCAAACAGGAAUACUACUCCAUGUGAAAUUUUUUCGAGAAGUACAAGUACAGAUCCUUUUGUCCAGGAUGACUUGGAACAUGGGUUAGAGAUUAUGAAAUUGCCAGUGAGCAGGAACACAAAAAUUCCACUAAAACGUUGCUCCUCCUUAGUCAUUUUUCCUAGGAGUCCUUCAAAUACCCCACCGACUUCUCCAACAAGUCCAUGUACUCUUCUGAGCAAAGGAUCCUAUCAAACUUCACACCAGUUUAUUAUUUCUCCUAGUGAAAUUGCACAUAAUGAGGAUGGCACUGGUGCUAAAGGAUUUCUUUCAACAGCUGUCAAUGGACUUCGGUUAUCUAAAACAAUUUGUACCCCUGGAGAAGUAAGAGACAUACGGCCACUUCACAGGAAGGGCUCGUUACAGAAGAAAAUUGUUCUUUCGAAUAAUACUCCCAAACAGACUGUCUGUGAAAAGUCAUCUGAAGGAUAUUCUUGUGUUUCAGUGCAUUUCACCCAACAAAAAACAACUACAUUAGAUUGUGAAACAACAAAUGGUGAUUGUAAACCAGAAAUGUCAAAAAUUAAGCUUAAUUCUGAUUCAGAGUAUAUUAAGCUCACACAUAGGACAUCUGCAUGUUUGCCAUCCUCCCAAAAUGUAGAUUAUCAAAUAAAUAUCAGUGGAGAAUUGGAAAGACCAAAUUCACAGAUGAACAAAAACCAUGGUAUUUUACAAAGAAGUAUUUCAUUGGGAGGAGCUUAUCCAAAUAUUUCCUGUCUAUCCAGCCUUAAGCACAAUUGCUCUAAAGGGGGACCAUCUCAGUUACUCAUAAAGUUUGCAUCUGGAAAGGAAGGUAAAGUGGAUAAUUUAUCAAGAGACAGCAACAGAGAUUGCACAAAUGAACUGUCUAAUUCUUGCAAGACAAGAGAUGAUUUCCUAGGUCAAGUGGAUGUUCCACUUUAUCCAUUACCGACAGAAAAUCCAAGAUUGGAGAGACCAUAUACAUUUAAGGAUUUUAUUCUUCACCCAAGAAGUCACAAAUCAAGAGUUAAAGGUUAUCUGAGACUAAAAAUGACUUAUUUGCCUAAAACCAGUGGCUCAGAAGAUGAUAAUGCAGAACAGGCUGAGGAAUUAGAGCCUGGCUGGGUUGUUUUGGACCAACCAGAUGCUGCUUGCCAUUUGCAGCAACAACAGGAACCUUCUCCUCUACCUCCAGGGUGGGAAGAGAGGCAGGAUAUCCUUGGAAGGACCUACUAUGUAAACCAUGAAUCUAGAAGAACACAGUGGAAAAGACCAACCCCUCAGGACAACCUAACAGAUGCUGAGAAUGGCAACAUUCAACUGCAAGCACAACGUGCAUUUACCACCAGGCGGCAAAUAUCCGAGGAAACAGAAAGUGUUGAUAACCGAGAGUCUUCCGAGAACUGGGAAAUUAUAAGAGAAGAUGAAGCCACCAUGUAUAGUAGCCAGGCCUUCCCAUCACCUCCACCAUCAAGUAACUUGGAUGUUCCAACUCAUCUUGCAGAAGAAUUGAAUGCCAGACUCACCAUUUUCGGAAAUUCAGCCACAAGCCAGUCAGCAUCCAGCUCAAAUCAUUCCAGCAGAAGAGGCAGCUUACAAGCCUAUACUUUUGAGGAACAACCUGCACUUCCUGUGCUUUUGCCUACUUCAUCUGGAUUACCACCAGGUUGGGAAGAAAAACAAGAUGAAAGAGGAAGAUCAUAUUAUGUAGAUCACAAUUCCAGAACGACUACUUGGACAAAGCCCACUGUACAGGCCACAGUGGAGACCAGUCAGCUGACAUCAAGCCAGAGUUCUGCGGGCCCUCAGUCACAAGCCUCCACCAGUGAUUCAAGCCAGCAGGUGACCCAGCCAUCUGAAAUGGAGCAAGGAUUCCUUCCUAAAGGCUGGGAAGUCCGACAUGCGCCAAAUGGGAGGCCUUUCUUUAUUGACCACAACACUAAAACCACCACCUGGGAAGAUCCAAGAUUGAAAAUUCCAGCCCAUCUGAGAGGAAAGACAUCACUUGAUACUUCCAGUGAUCUAGGGCCUUUACCUCCAGGAUGGGAAGAGAGAACUCACACAGAUGGAAGAAUCUUCUACAUAAAUCACAAUAUAAAAAGAACACAAUGGGAAGAUCCUCGGUUGCAGAAUGUAGCAAUAACUGGACCAGCAGUGCCCUACUCCAGGGAUUACAAAAGAAAGUAUGAGUUCUUCCGAAGAAAGUUGAAGAAGCAGAAUGACAUUCCAAACAAAUUUGAAAUGAAACUUCGCCGAGCAACUGUUCUUGAGGACUCUUACCGGAGAAUUAUGGGUGUCAAGAGGGCAGACUUCCUCAAGGCUCGACUGUGGAUUGAGUUUGAUGGUGAAAAGGGAUUGGAUUAUGGAGGAGUCGCCAGAGAAUGGUUCUUUCUGAUCUCAAAGGAAAUGUUUAACCCUUAUUAUGGGUUGUUUGAAUAUUCUGCUACGGACAAUUAUACCCUACAGAUAAAUCCAAACUCUGGAUUGUGUAAUGAAGAUCACCUCUCUUACUUCAAGUUUAUUGGUCGGGUAGCUGGAAUGGCAGUUUAUCAUGGCAAACUGUUGGAUGGUUUUUUCAUCCGCCCAUUUUACAAGAUGAUGCUUCACAAACCAAUAACCCUUCAUGAUAUGGAAUCUGUGGAUAGUGAAUAUUACAAUUCCCUAAGAUGGAUUCUUGAAAAUGACCCAACAGAAUUGGACCUCAGGUUUAUCAUAGACGAAGAACUUUUCGGACAGACACACCAACAUGAGCUGAAAAAUGGUGGAUCAGAAAUAGUUGUCACCAAUAAGAACAAAAAGGAAUAUAUUUAUCUUGUAAUACAAUGGCGAUUUGUAAACCGAAUCCAGAAGCAAAUGGCUGCUUUUAAAGAGGGAUUCUUUGAACUAAUACCACAGGAUCUCAUCAAAAUUUUUGAUGAAAAUGAACUAGAGCUUCUUAUGUGUGGACUGGGAGAUGUCGAUGUGAAUGACUGGAGGGAACAUACAAAGUAUAAAAAUGGCUACAGUGCAAAUCAUCAGGUUAUACAGUGGUUUUGGAAGGCUGUUUUAAUGAUGGAUUCAGAAAAAAGAAUAAGAUUACUUCAGUUUGUCACUGGCACAUCUCGGGUGCCUAUGAAUGGAUUUGCUGAACUAUAUGGUUCAAACGGACCACAGUCAUUUACAGUUGAACAGUGGGGUACUCCUGAAAAGCUGCCAAGAGCUCAUACCUGUUUUAAUCGCCUGGACCUGCCACCUUAUGAAUCAUUUGAAGAAUUAUGGGAUAAACUUCAGAUGGCAAUUGAAAACACACAGGGCUUUGAUGGAGUUGAUUAGAUCACAAAUAACAAUCUAUAGUGUUUUCACUGCCAUAGUUUUAUAACCAAAAUCUUGACUUAAAAUUUUCCAGGGAACUACUAAAACGUGGCCACUGAUUCUUCCCAGAUCUUGAAGAAAAUCAUAUAAAAAGCAUUUGAAGAAAUAGUAUGACAACUUAUUUUCAAUCACUUUUAAAUAAUGUGUUGCAUUUACACAGUUGUUUCAUUCUGUCCUUAGAGUUAGGUGCCUGCCUAAAGCCAGGUACCACCACGCCUGGCUUUAAAGUUCACGCAGUAGGAUAUAAGUCCUGUAUGACUUAAAUAGUGAAUUUUGUCCUUAACAUUUACCUCUUGUAUAGUAUCUGCCAGGCAGUUUUUUCUUAAACUACUGAGAUGAUAACUGUGAAAUAUUUGUGAUAAGUGUCAUGUGUGAAAAGUUUGAUGCAUUUUGAGAUGGAAAACUGAAAUUUGAAAAAAGAAAUACUUUACUAUUGAGUAAACUACAAUAUAUUUAGUGCUACUCGCAGCUAUUUAUUAUUUUGUACACCUGCCUUACGCACCUUACUGCCUAGAUUUUUGGAAAAAAACCUUGGAAAGUGUGUUACCUAUAUUUCCAGCCAACUCACAGAAAAACUGUUUACUUCUUCACUUUCAAAGUAUUUGGCUUUUGUUAAUAUGCAGUUUUUACUAAACAGGUGGUUCAUAAGACAUGUGAAGCAAAUCCAUAUUUGCAAUGGGUAAAAAAAGUAUUAAAGCCUUUUUCUCUUGCCUGCAUAUCCUCUUGACCAUUGGCAUAGUCAUCAAUUUUUCAUUUCAGUGUAGUUAGAAGAAUUCCUUCUUCAAACAUUAAAGAUCCACAGAGCAGUAUUUCUAAGUAUGCCUUGAAGAACUAAAUGAAGUGGAUAGCACUUGCCUUUACUAGACAUUCUUUACGCUUGUACAAUUAUGUAGUAAAUGUAUGUUUACAGGGUUUAUUAUGUUUACAGAUUAAGCUAAUUUCUGUAGUCGCAUUUUUAUAUUUUUAGUAUCACUCUAGUAAAAAAAAAAACCAAAUGAUUUGUUUAAAGUAACCAAAGAGUUGUUAUAAUGCAUAAUUUGUAUUAAAUGUAUUACUAUUUCUUAUGGCUUUUAAAAAUACUGUUUACUAUGAAGACAAUGUUUUUAUUACAAAUCCAGAACUCUCUUGGCAAAAUGCUACAGUUCGCAUCUUCCUUUAACCAAACUCAAGUACGUAAAGACCAUGUACAUGUGUUCAUCAAAUAUUUAUUGAAUGCUGCGUGCAUAGCGCUGUGCUGUGCUCUGGGGUAAGAGUUGUCAGCUUCAGAGAAGCUGAGUCCUGAUCCUCAAGGAAUUUGCAAAUGUGUCGAUGAAUUUGUAAAACAAUCAAAAGUAGGGGUAAGCAGAAUAAGGCAAAAGGGAAAGUGUUCUAGGUUCCAGCACACCUGCAAAGAUAAAGUAUGCCAAGACUGUAUUUAUAUUUCAUACUUACAUUGUUUCAUCCUUACAUUGGAAUGAUUAUAUAGAAAAUGCUCUUAAAAAGAUUAAACCCAUUUCUCAGUAUGGUAUCUUGGUGAUUUAGGAAUAAUUGUAAAUAUAUGUUGUGAAUCUUCUUAAAUAUAUAUAUACACCCUGUGAGAACUGUAAAAAGUACCUUGGUUCUUGGUUUAAGUUUGUUGGGGUAUAACAUGAUGAGUACUCAUUAGCACCUGAUAGAAAUCUGAAAUACGACAGUAGCAAAACCACUUUCUGCUUUCCAAACACCACAUCAUCAGCAUGGUUUAGGGGAAGCAAUUCACAGAUUAACGUACCCUGCGUUUUGUCUUCACCAUUGUCAACCAGCAGUCAAGGAUGAGCGCCAGGUAUAGUCCUGGUUUGAUCUCUCACCAGCCAUGUGAACUGAAGCAGCUUACUUAACCUCUCUGGAUUCAUAUUUCUUCGUCUGUCAAAUGAGAAUAAUCAUGCCCACCCUCAAUGUCAUGCCAGAUUGUCAUAAGUUCCAGACAGAUGAGAAAGCAAAAAGUACUUUGUAAAGUGUUAUACAAUCAGAAGGUGCUUUGUGCUGACCGUCAGAUUGUGUCAAGUCAGGUGUGCAAAUUGACCACACUCCCAAAGAAUCAUUUAAAAGUAAAGUGACUUCUAAGAGACAAGGAAGUAGGAGCAUAUCUGAUAUUAAAUAUAUAAAUAAAUAUAGAUACACAUGUGUAUAUCUGUAUAUGGAUCUUACCAUCAUAAUUCAUUUUCUUCAUAUCAGCAAAGUAAUAGUAAUGUGGGCCAAUGCAUUUUGGAAAUGUCCUCAUUAUGUAGAAUGGAAUGUGAAAAUUAUUUUUGUUUAAAAAGGAUUUUGCUGCAAUUAUUUAAAUAUUAUGUUUGUGAAGUAUCUAAGCAUGAGAAAUACAAAGCUUUCUUUUUAUCUGGCUGAUACUCAUUUGGAUGAUUCUGUGACUCAUAGAACACGGUGUUAAUGAGACCAGACUCACUGCCACCAGUCCCCAGCUGCAGACCUUCAUCCCCUUCCUCUCCCACUGGGGGCUCAUGGUCCAGAAGGAAUGUGUAUCAAGCAACACAGGCCCUUAUCCCAUAUAGAAAAGUGUCUCAAAUGCAUUCUACUGCUGGACAGUCAGUAGGAUCAUUUUCAUAAAGCAAGGACAUCAUGUGUUUCUAGAAAUUAUAAGCAUAUAACUUUAACCUACAAUCUCUAAUUAAAAAAUUGUAACAUAAAAUUGUAUUACAAAUACAUUUCAUCAGAACUCAAAUUUAAAUGGUGUUUGUGUUAGGUUUUUAUUUAUAAUACUGAAGUUAUUCCAUAUAAGUAUCAAGUUAAACACAAUUCAUUUUGGUUACAAACUGUUUGACUUUUUAAAAUCUUCUGAUAUGGUAAAUAUAUGUAUCAAGAUUGAUGUAUCGAAAUUUAUUGCACACUUUAAAGUAUAAAAUCACUUUUUAAAAUCUUGAAUCCACAAAUAAAGUUUAUUCUGAUU
This is a messenger RNA of Cercocebus atys (sooty mangabey), 11455 nucleotides long. RefSeq names its product neural precursor cell expressed, developmentally down-regulated 4, E3 ubiquitin protein ligase (gene NEDD4). Gene Ontology annotation, biological process: receptor internalization; ubiquitin-dependent protein catabolic process; regulation of dendrite morphogenesis. The transcript is spliced from 25 exons. Gene Ontology annotation, molecular function: ubiquitin protein ligase activity; protein binding; sodium channel inhibitor activity. The coding region runs from base 4537 to 8496 and encodes 1319 amino acids. NCBI's taxonomy places the organism in Eukaryota, Metazoa, Chordata, Mammalia, Primates, Cercopithecidae. The record is from RefSeq and is a predicted model, not a curated record.